Molecule: messenger RNA, 1416 nt
Organism: Drosophila gunungcola (fruit fly)
Lineage: Eukaryota; Metazoa; Arthropoda; Insecta; Diptera; Drosophilidae
Product: retinol-binding protein pinta
Exons: 4
Coding region: 383-1324 (313 amino acids)
Cellular component (GO): membrane
Molecular function (GO): phosphatidylinositol bisphosphate binding
Source: RefSeq, a predicted model, not a curated record
UCAGUCGCUCGGUGGUUUCCACCUGGGUAUCGUUGCGGUUUGACUGUCAUUAGGUUAUGCGUCACCAUGUCUCACAGCCGUGACGUUCGCGAAGUUCCACAGUUCCAUCGUGCCCAGAAACACACACAGAGCCGAAACCAGAACCAUACCCAAAAUCGGCGAUUCCACGGCAAGUCGGUGACAGUCGCGCGCCCACAGUCAAAGCCAGCGGUUCAACACUCGAUUUUCGCGAGGAGGCGGCAUAUAUCACGUAUAAUAUCGCAUAUAAUAUAUGCACAUAGGUACAUUCAUAUGCAUUUAUGUGUAUAUAGAACAGCUAAUAUUAAAUUAAAGACAAUUGUGGUGGUGAUAAGGGGAGCCUAGUCGCAAGUGGAAAGUAGCCAUGUCAGACGAGCAUUCGAAUGCCAUACGCAGCCUGAGUCCAGAGUUGGCCAAAAAGGCGCACGACGAGCUGGCCGAGGUGCCGGAGAGGAUCGAUGAGGACAUCGAAACGCUGCGCACCUGGAUCUCCAAGCAGCCGCAUCUGAAGGCCAGACAGGAUGCCCAGUUCCUGGUGGCCUUUCUGCGCGGCUGCAAAUACAGUCUGGAGAAGACCAAGCUGAAGUUGGACAACUUCUAUGCCAUGAGGGGAGCGGUGCCAGAGCUCUACAAGAAUCGCCUUGUGGGCGAGAAGCAACUGAGCAUUCUGGAAACAGGCUGCCUGCUUCGAUUGCCACAGCCCUUGAAACCAGAUGGACCUCGCAUCCACAUCUCCCGCUACGGCCAGUACGACUCCAAGAAGUACUCCAUUGCCGAGGUCGUCCAAGUGAACACCAUGAUCGGUGAGAUUCAGAUACGCGAGGACGACAAUGCCAUGAUAUCCGGCUUUUUGGAGAUCAUCGACAUGAAGGGCGUCGGGGCAGGUCACUUGUUCCAGUUCGACGCUGUGCUGGUGAAGAAACUGGCCGUUCUGGGUGACAAGGCCUAUCCCUACAGGCCCAAGGGCUUCCACUUUGUCAACGCUCCCGCCAGCGCCGAAAGGUUUAUGUCCAUUGCCAAGAGUCUGAUGAGUGAGAAGAUACGAAAGCGGUUCCACAUACACUCCAAACUGGAGAGCCUCUACAACUAUGUGCCCAAGGAGUGCCUGCCAGCUGAAUAUGGUGGCAGCAAUGGAACCAUCCAAGAUGUGGUCAGCACAUGGAGGACAAAGCUUCUGGACUACAAGCCAUUCUUCGAGGAGGAGGUGUCCUAUGGCACCGACGAGAAGCUGAGACGAGGACAACCCGUCAAUGCCGAAUCCCUGUUUGGCAUCGAAGGCUCCUUUAGGAAACUGGAUAUCGACUAACAUAGAAACAUUACAUAGCAGAUAGUAAUUUUUAAUCUUUAACUUUGUACAAAUACAAUCAAAACGAAACUAAAUAACUAACAUGAGGAAAA